UCAAGCACGCCCUCAGUUGGCGAUUGCGCUCGCUCGGACGCUCGUGUGAACUAUGGAGAGUAAAUUUUGUUUUAUUGCUGUAGUGGUUACUGCUCUGUGGCUCAGAGUGGAAGCCACACCAUCGCGAGCCAGUUCCGAAGUAUGUUUCCCGCCACAUUUCGUGUUUGGUGUUGCCACCGCCGCCUACCAGAUAGAGGGCGCUUGGAACGUUUCAGGUAAAGGCGAAAGUAUCUGGGACCGGUACACGCACACCCAUCCUGAACGCAUCUUCGACCAUAAGACGGGCGACGUGGCGGCUGACUCAUACCAUCAGGUCAAGGAAGAUGUCCGUUUGUUGGUAGAGCUCGGGGUGCACCACUACCGCUUCAGUAUCUCCUGGCCGAGGAUACUGCCUACUGGACUUAGCAAUGACAUAAACGAGGAUGGCAUAAGGUACUACAGCGAACUAAUAGAUCAGCUACUUGCUAACGACAUCAUACCCAUGGUGACCCUAUACCAUUGGGAUCUACCGCAGGAGCUGCAGGACCUCGGCGGCUGGACUAACCCCAUCAUUGCCGACUACUUCCACGACUACGCUAAGGUUGUGUUCGAGCACUUGAGUGACCGCGUAAAGGUGUGGUUUACGUUCAACGAGCCGCUGUCGUUCUGUCAGGAGGGUUACGGCGGCACGGACGCGCCCGCUGGUAACAGCAGUGGCUUCGAAGACUACCUCUGCGGGCACAACGUGCUGCGCGCGCACGCUAAUGUCUACCGCAUGUACGAACGCGACUACAGACACACGGGAGGUGCAGUUGGCAUAGUUCUGGACUUCGCUUGGAUGGAACCCGCGAGCACGACGGCUGAAGACCAGAAAGCGGCUGAGACGGCGCGACAAUUCCAAUUCGGCUGGUUUGCGCACCCCAUCUUCUCCCCCGAGGGUGACUACCCGCCCGUGAUGAAGCAACGUAUCAAAGAAAUCUCCAAACGCCAGAACUUCCCACGCUCUCGUCUGCCGGAGUUCACAAAGGAAGAGGUGACUUCCCUACGAGGCUCCUCCGAUUUCCUCGGCCUGAACCACUACACCACGUGUCUAGUGGCGGCGGGUAGUGGCAAGAUUUACCCUCAGCCCUCCUUCUAUACUGACAUGGGUGUAGUCAUUACACAGAACCCGGACUGGCCGCGGACUAAUUCCACUUGGCUAAGGGUGGUACCGUGGGGUUUCCGUCGGGCGUUGAACUACAUUCGCGUGUCGUACAACAACCCCCCCGUGCUGGUGACUGAGAACGGCGUGUCUUUGCCGCGGGGGGCACGCGAUGUGCGGCGUGUUCAGUACGUGGCGAGUUACUUGCGCGCUUUGCAUCAGGCGUUGAACGAUGGCUGUGAUGUGCGCGGCUACACACAUUGGAGUCUUAUAGAUAACUUCGAAUGGACUAGAGGAUACUCAGAACGUUUCGGUCUAUACGACGUGGAGUACGCGGCCGCGGAGCGCACGCGCACGGCUCGCCUCUCAGCGCGAUACUACGCUAAGCUAACGCGCACGCGUUGCUUACCAGACAAAUGGGAAUAAACACUAAAAUUGUAUAUACUUUAUUUAAUUGUACAAUACGUGAAUUGCAUACUUUUAUAUUUAAUUU
This is a messenger RNA of Papilio polytes (common Mormon), 1613 nucleotides long. RefSeq names its product myrosinase 1-like. Lineage: Eukaryota; Metazoa; Arthropoda; Insecta; Lepidoptera; Papilionidae. Gene Ontology annotation, molecular function: beta-glucosidase activity. The record is from RefSeq and is a predicted model, not a curated record. Bases 53 to 1546 code for a protein of 497 amino acids. Gene Ontology annotation, biological process: carbohydrate metabolic process. The transcript is spliced from 9 exons.